AUCCUUGUGCCACACACAAUCCCUGCAGACCCAGCCCUGCUGCUGUCACACAUUUCAGUGAUGUCACAGGUCCCUGACUGGGAGUUCCCCACCACCAUCUGAUGCUCAGCCUGAGUGCUGGCUGGACUGAGAGGGGCAGGGUGCACACAGUGCCAGGUCCGGUUUUGCUCCUUCAGUCUUUGAGGCCUCACAACCCCAGCAUGUGUCCAUCAGUAAAGAAGCCCAAGAACACAGUGGCUUCCAAGAUGGAAGAUAAGAAAUUUAAAGACAAGACAAGGCAGCCUGUCUACAAAACAAAUCAGCAGAACAGACUUAAAAUGGUGUUAAGAAAAUUGUCACUCUUGAAGCUACUCAACAACUCAAACAGCCGGAUCCAAGAACUGCAUAACCUGGCCAGAAGGUGUUGGAAUUCAGUGCUCAGAUUUCCUGAGAUCCUUGGUAUCUCCUCUGGGGGGGAAAAUGUUUGCAAUCAAGGAAGACGAAAUAAUGAAGAGCUCCAAGAAGCUACAGGCCUUGGGAAGAACCUAGAAUCCAAGAAGAGAAAGUCCACGAAGGAACCUAAGGAAGCAAAGUGCAGUGAGUGUGAGGAGGAGCCAAGAGUAAGCAACAUGGUGGGAGUUUCACCUGUUGCAGCACCAAGGCGAGAAGAGCAGAUUGAACCUGACAUGCCAAGGACAUCAAGGGGUCGUGGCCUGAAUCCUACAGCCCGGAAAAAGCAACCGCCCACAAGGUGCCCCAAUGUUGUCUUUCUGAAGACCCCCAGCAACAAAACUCCCAUGGGGGACAUGAAGCAGCUGGAUGAAAAUGGCCAGUACGCUUGGUUUGAGGGGUUGCCUACACGAAUCCACCUCCCAGGGCCGAGGGUCAUGUGCAGAGCCUCCAAGCUACGUUGGGUCAAGCGCCCCUGCACCCGCUUCUGCUCUGCAUCACUUGAGGUUCCUAUGUACCAUUCAUACAAGUUUGUGUGACCAGGGACUGGAGCUCAUGAGGAGAGGUGGAGAUGGCACCAUGAGCUGAAUACAACGGAUGAUGGGACGGGAAAUUCGCGAGUCUACAAAUAAAAUUCCCCAUAUGGCACUGAAAAAUGCUUCUGCGGGUUGUAUGGGGUUGGUGAGACUAGAGGAAGAAAGCCUUCGUUGUGGGGUGGCGAAGGGACUACAGCACAAAUACUAUGACUUCAGGCUCCCCCAGUUCCCAGCCCUCAGCUCCUAAGGUCUUACCCAGAACAAAGAGGGCUGCCAGCUGUACCCCUCCCCCUCUGGGAGCUGAUCUGGGUGGUGCACUCUUCUGUGAAGUCAAAGAAUCAUUGUGUGCUUCUAUGGUGUAAACCGCCUCAUAAUGGCCUUGAGGCAAAGUUACCAAAAAACUCUGGCACUGGGUGUGGUAACACACAC
This is a messenger RNA of Cavia porcellus (domestic guinea pig), 1394 nucleotides long. It is a transcript of the gene Tp53tg5, whose product is annotated as TP53 target 5. Bases 102 to 968 code for a protein of 288 amino acids. The transcript has 5 exons. Lineage: Eukaryota; Metazoa; Chordata; Mammalia; Rodentia; Caviidae. The record is from RefSeq and is a predicted model, not a curated record.